Molecule: messenger RNA, 2039 nt
Organism: Centruroides sculpturatus (bark scorpion)
Lineage: Eukaryota; Metazoa; Arthropoda; Arachnida; Scorpiones; Buthidae
Gene: cactin
Product: cactin-like
Biological process (GO): mRNA cis splicing, via spliceosome
Cellular component (GO): spliceosomal complex; cytoplasm
Molecular function (GO): protein binding
Source: RefSeq, a predicted model, not a curated record
AUUUGGCCGAUCACCAGAGGGCACCAAUCAGAAAAAGCAUGGAGUAAAGACACCGCGGUCUAAGAAUCAAAGUGGAACAAUUUUAUAACACUAUUCCUAACAUUGGAUGUUGAUGCUUACGCAAUGAGCACACAUUAGACAAAAUGGCGAACGUAGCUGACAAACUGCGCUUGAAAGAAGAGAGAAGGAGGCAAAAAGCCUUCUUAAAACAAAUAGAAACCCCGGAACAAAAACGUCUCCGAAGAUUAGCGAAGAAAGAAGCGAAAGAAAGAAAACGGAAAGAGCAAAUGGGAUGGGAUGAAGAAUACAUGGGAUAUACAAAUACUGACAACCCAUUUGGCGAUGCCAAUCUUCUGAAGACAUUUGUUUGGAAUAAAAAGUUGGAAAAAGAGGGACUUAAAAGCUUAAAAGAGGAAGAAAUCGAAAGAAGGAACAAACUGAAGCUGGACGAAAACAGGAGAGAGUUGGAAAAAGUGAAAAGGCGGCGGCUAGAAAGGGAAAGGGAACGAGAAUCUAGAGAAGAAGAAUUGACCAGAAUUCAGAGAGAAAAGGAAGCUGCCCAGUUUAAGGAGUGGGAGAAACAAGAAGACGGGUUUCAUCUGCAACAGGCUAAACUACGUUCGAAGAUUCGCAUCCAGGACGGCAGAGCGAAACCCAUCGAUCUCCUGGCGAGAUACAUUAGUGCGGAAGAGGAGGAUCUGACGGUGGAAAUGCACGAACCGUAUAUUUAUCUUAACGGUCUGAAUAUGCAAGAUCUGGAAGAUUUACAAGAAGACAUCAAAGUUUAUAUGGAAUUAGAAAACGGGAAAAAUUGGGAUUACUGGAGAGAUUUACAGAUUAUAGUGGAAGACGAACUUCAUAAAUUGAGACGCGUCGACAGUUCUUCGACGGAACACGUGGGAGAUCGGAGAGAGGGAAUUAAUGCGACCGUCAGUGCCGACGUAGUUACGGUUUUUAAAGGCAAGACGCCCACUCAGUUACAAGCUUUAUACAAUCAGAUAAAUAAGAAAAUUCACUGUGGCGAAGAAGGAGUGGAUAUCGGAUAUUGGGAAACGUUGUUAUCCAGGUUAAAAGCUUAUAUGGCUCGUGCAAGAUUGCGGGAGAGGCACCAAGAAAAUUUACAACGGAAGUUGUUCCAAUUAAAACAGGAACAGGGAGUGGAAAGUGGACCUUUAUUUCCUUGUAUAUCGUCGUUGCCGUCGUCAUCGUCUCGAGCUGUUGUCGAAGAUACUUCUGUAACCGAAGAGAAAGCGGCUUGUGAAAAGUUUGAAUCAAAUGAAAGUAACGAAGAGGCCGAAACGAGCCAAAGUUCUCAAAUAGAAGAAUGCGAUCCUAUUAAACAAUGCGAGGACGAAUACAUUGCUAACGGAUAUAGUCCUCGUCUGUUAUCUUUUGACGAAUUAGAACCUGGAACUUUCAUCGUGGAUGCCGAAGAAGAAGAAAAACGAUUAGAAUUUGUUCGUCGGCAGUUCGCGGGUACUGGUAAAGUUGAAGACGCAUUAACGAAAGAAGAAAAAGCAUUCGAAAGAGAAGCCAGAAAAGGAAUGGAUGGUGAAGAAGCUGUUUUUAAUGUUGAAACUCCUGUCGAAAAGACUUAUCUCUGGUCUGAUAAAUAUAGACCUAGAAAACCGCGUUACUUCAAUAGAGUUCACACUGGUUUUGAAUGGAAUAAGUACAAUCAAACUCAUUACGACAUGGAUAAUCCUCCACCAAAAAUUGUGCAAGGAUAUAAAUUUAAUAUAUUCUAUCCUGAUUUGAUAAAUAAAUCGAAGACUCCCGAAUAUACCCUGACUGCCUGCGAAGACAAUAAAGAUUUUGCUACGUUACGAUUUCAUGCCGGACCACCGUACGAAGAUAUAGCUUUUAAAAUUGUGAAUAGAGAAUGGGAAUAUUCUUACAAACGUGGUUUUAGGUGUCAGUUUCAUAACAAUAUAUUUCAAUUAUGGUUUCACUUUAAACGAUAUAGAUAUCGUAGAUAAAAAUUGUGCUCGUGAUUAAAUAUGAAACUAUUGUGGAUUAUAUUAAAUGUUGUUAUUGAU